UGGUCCUUUUGGUAGCUACAGGUUGUUAGGAUCUUGUCUCGAUAGGAGGGAGUUAGCCGUCCAUAUCUGUGCACUCACAAGCUUCGCGACAGCUUUUUAUUUAAUUUAAGUACAAAAUUACACUUCAAUAUGAGUAUUUCAGUUAAUUACAGUCACAUGCUUUGUGGUUUUGGAGAGGGAGAAUUGAAAAAGGAUAAUUGAAUUCACAGCAUGGUCGGUAGGCGUCCUUUGGAGAUUGGUUUGGUUUUGUGCUUCACAAUUUCAACCGUGUAUUACAGAAUGCACUCAUCACCCACAGUGAAAAACAUUCCGUGGCUCCCUUUGAAAAGAAAUUAAGUUGCUGUGGCAAGCUAAUAAUGUUUAUCGAUGUUCUAUUGGAUGCUACAUAUGAAAAGUACAUAAUAUUCAGCAACUCUCUGUUUGUACAUGUUUAUGACGCUGUUGUUGGGUGAAACAGGAAGUUUUUUUAUGUUGUGCAUUUAUUUUCUAUGUGAUCUCCACCUUUUCUUUUGAUCAAGCUUGUUCGAGAGGGUCUCAUGAAUUUUUAUUGUGCCCUAGCUUGUUUGACCUGAGCAAGUUAUUGGUAUAUGUACCUGCAGGCGGAGCAGCGGGUGGGGGAGCGAAAUCAGGCGAUGGCCAGCAAGUCAAGGCCGUCACGACGGCCGGUGGCGCAACACGCGACUAUGGCGGACCAGGUGGUGCGUGAGGGGCUGCCGCUGUCGCGUGCUGCCAGAACAAGCAGCAGGGGAGCUUCCACUUGGCGCGUGCGUCUCCUUCCUUUGGCAGAAGUAGCAGGUGAGGAAGAACCAGCUGCCGACGGGCGAGGUUAUGGGGUACCUGGAGGCCAAGCACCACCUGCUGCUCUUGUCUCACCCAUCACUUUGUUUAUAUGCCAAGUUUCAAGUGAGCUUGUCAUAGCUUAUAUUGUUGCUUUUGUGGAUACUGCUACCCGUUGCUUCAAUGCUGCCUUAACUUGUUAGCAUGUUCAUGUGAAUUGUCUAACUGCUGCCUGUUAAUUACUACUACUCACUGCCGCUGUAUUCUAUUGGCACGAACUCUGCUGCCCGUGUAUUAUAUAUAUUCUUCUUGCUCAAGCACAAGAGCACUA
Messenger RNA from Triticum aestivum (bread wheat), 1108 nucleotides. RefSeq lists its product as uncharacterized. The transcript is spliced from 2 exons. The coding region runs from base 588 to 980 and encodes 130 amino acids. Lineage: Eukaryota; Viridiplantae; Streptophyta; Magnoliopsida; Poales; Poaceae. The record is from RefSeq and is a predicted model, not a curated record.